AAAAGAUGCAUGUGAAUCCAGUAAGCGAGCAGUAAGCGACACAACAAUAUAUCACGUGACAUAUGACGGUUCACCGAUUGAUUAUUUGUUGUGUAACAUGAUGAAAUUCUAUGGCGGAGACUCUUCCCUGAUCAAUGAGUACAGAGUCUGUGUAUCUCUACUCCAGUAUGACGAUCCUGACUGUGCUAUAUGGUUUGGAUACAUUACGACACCAGCAGAAACAAGAGUUUGUUUUCAACUGCACUGUGCGUCCUCCUACCACUUGGUGCCUCGAGGGAACGGAAAUGAUGAGGAUACAAAUAAAAGCCCAAACCAAUGUGACCUCCACGGAGAACGUCAAAUUCCGGAUGACCGUUUUUGGAAAAUUAGUGACUAACUACGUACUCAUCCUCUCUGGAUCAACUGGAGGCAGUGUAGGCGGACUGAUUCUUAUAUACACCGCCGUUAAACUGUUUCUAUACAUAAGAAAGAAUACAAGAUACUAGAUGAUUUUCAUUUCGUCUUCAUUUGAAUGAUU
Molecule: messenger RNA, 517 nt
Organism: Saccostrea cuccullata (small rock oyster)
Lineage: Eukaryota; Metazoa; Mollusca; Bivalvia; Ostreida; Ostreidae
Exons: 3
Coding region: 135-485 (116 amino acids)
Source: RefSeq, a predicted model, not a curated record